AAAUGAGAUGGGUUAAUUUAUUUUAAGAUCUUCCUUGAGUUGAAAGAUUUGGAGGAAAUAAAUACAUGGUGUUGCCUAUUUUGGCCAUAAAUUGCAGUCAAUGUCAUACCAAGACAUAAACUAAUGCUACUUGCAUCAGUACAAAUGCAUACAUACAAACAAACAAAUGAUGCCCUUUUGGUGGCAUUUUCCUUCCCCCACUAUCUCUUCAUUUUCAAGAGCUGUGUUGAUAGGAAUAGUUAGUUCCUGAUGCCUUGUAUUCCUACCCCAACACCCCUUUUUCUGCUGAAAGAUAUGCAUGAUUGUUAGGGAAUUGUUGAAGAAUAUUAUUUUUUUUAUGAAUUUUUUUUAUAGCUUAUUAGGUCUCCCAUGACAUGUUUGAAAACAAGUUCAUGAAAAUGGGGAAGAUGUUGAGAAAAGGGCAGUUUUGAGUGAGUUGUUUGAAGAAUAUCCCCACUCAUCUCUUGUGGUUUUUCUCUCUUUGCAGUUUCUGAUUUUCAUGUAGUAAAACUUAUUUACGAGUGUCUGAAUCAAUCAUGGCAAGAAGAUCAUCAAGAAUUCAAGAAGUUGAUGAGAAAAAUGAAGUGAACUGCAUGUGGGGAUUGCUGAGCAUCCUCGAAUCAUGUCAAGGUCGUCCCAGUCAUAAGGUGAUCUCCAAUGGGAGAGCAGCCAACAGAAACAUCAUCGAUUACCCGAGACCACUUGACGCGAUUGCCUGCUUCGAUGAAGAAUGUCGAAAGAUUCAUAAUGGGGCAGGUCUGAGAAGUAGUGUUGGAGUUGAAGGUAAAGGCAGAGGUGCGAGGGGCUGCAUUGGAGGCGAAAUGCCCGUUGAGCAGCACACAAGGAAACGAGACGUAGUUAAGAGGCAGCAACAUGCUAAAAUGGAUGGUGAACUUGUUGAUCAAGUGACAAAAAGUCACAGGAAAACGAGGAAAAGCAGCCAAGGCGUCUAUCAGUCGUCUUCUCCCUGUUGUUCGAGUAAUGCAGCUAGGUUGAUGAAUGAGCUGCCUUCAACUUCAGCUGAGAAAUCUCUGAACAAGCUCACUCUUGCUGCGAUUUUAGGGGCCGUCUAUUCUCAGAAUCAUCAGCAAGAGAUUAAGCUCUCUGAAUACUUACAAAGAAGUAGAUUUCUUGGAAAGUAUGAUGAGGUUGAUGAAAUAAACAUUCAGCAUGUUCAGAUGAGGGCCAAGGCUUUUCUUGAUCAAACGUAUAUCAACAGAAGGUUCGUUCUGGGAGAAGGGAGGAGCUCUGAGUCCAAAUCUUUCUCCAACGCACUGGAAGUGCUGAGCUCGAAAAGGGACCUAUUUAUGGAGCUCCUGCCAGAUCCCGACUCGUUGCUAGCAAGGCGGUCGAAGAGGAUAGCUGAGAAAGAUACAAUCAAGUCAGUACUAAGUGGCAAUGUAUCAGAAUAUGAGGCAAUGGAUGAGGCAAACUCGAACAAUAAUCUAUGGCAGAAGAUCGAAUAUCAGCUCAAGUACUCCUCAAGAACAAAUUUCACAGCCCAGCCUUCAGAUAAGAUAGUGAUACUGAAGCCAGCUCCCCAAAUUGGAAAGCAUUCGGGGAACUUGACCUGCAGCUGCUCGUCGUUGCAGCUUCCUCACAAAUCGAACAGAAGAGUAUCCGAAGAGAAAACUGCAUCCUUCUCUUUCAGAGAGAUCAAGAAGAAACUGAAACAUAGAUUUGGAGUCACCAAAAAGGAACCAAGCUGCAAUUCUUCAUCCAAUGCUGACAAGGAAGGAGAGGUGUUGAGGAAAAAAGAGCUAAAAUCCAGCAGGGGUUCUGACAUUGCUCGUGUGGCUGAUACCACUCGCAGGAAAUCAUACUUGUCAAGCGCUAGAUCUUCUAACAAAGAGGAAUGUGAUGUAGUUUUGGAGGCAAAGAGGCACCUCUCCAAGAGAUUGAAUAAUGUGAACUCUGUGGAGGCGGUGAUGAGUAAAAAACACCCGAGGACCCUGGAGCGGAUCCUUUCCUCACCCGAGCACGACUUCUGGCCCUUCAGCCCGAGAAGGGACAGCCUAUAUUGCCCCGGCUCUGCAGAGAUGAGAUUUAGCCCGUACAGCACCUCGCCCAGAGCCUUUGAAAGUGCUUCUCAUGCACGAAACGAGCUGAGAUCCGACACGGAAGUUGCAUCGUUGCAGACAGUUGAUGCAAAGGCAUAUUCUCUGAUUCAAAGAAAUGAUAUUUCUACUGCAGAAAAAAUGAGAAAUGAUGAUGAAUCAAAGAGUGCAGAAAUGGAGAGGUUCCUACAAACUGAAUCACAUGUUUCAGGACAAGUGCUGAGUGAAACAACCACCAAGCCUUUAGAGGCAGUCGAAACACAGAAAUGGGAUUGUAUUGCUUCAGUAGCAGAAAAUGAGGCUGUUACAUCUACACUGCAUGAUUUCCCAUCCACUUGUUCAAACAAUCAAGAAGAGCAUCAAAGCCCAGUUUCCGUCCUUGAGCCAUUCUUCGUAGAAGACGCCAACAGUCCACCAACAAUCACACUUCAAACUGGUCAAUUCUCAGGUAGGAAGCAACUGCAACCACGUCGCCUUGACUUUGAAGACUGCUCAUUCGAGUCAUCCCCUCCGCCCAGCGCACCUUCCAGCAGGGACGAAGAGCUCUGCCAAUACGUCCACUCCGUGAUGGAAGCUUCCUCCUUAGAUUGGGAUCACCUCUCAGAAAUCAGAUCCCCACCCCAAGAGCUGCUUCAUGAAUCCUUAUUCGAUGAAGUUGAGCUUCCACCCCUCGAUUGCUACUACGACCCUAAGCUUCUAUUCGACCAUAUAAACGAAGUGCUGCUACAGAUAUACAAAUGCCACUUCUGCUCUCCUCCUUGGCUAGCUUCUGCCACGCCCAAAACAACCAGGUCCGCGCCACUGGCUGAAGUAGUGCUCGAUGAGAUACUAGCAGAGGCUGACUAUUUUCUACUCCCCACCACCGAGAGAAGGAGUUUGGACGAGCUCGUCUCGAAAGAUGCCAAAUGUGGAUCCUGGCUUGAUGUUCGAGUUGAUACAGAACAUGUUGUCUUUCAAGUUUCAGAAGCUGUCUUGGAGGAAUCCUUACUUGAUACACUACUUGAGCUUCAUGCAUCACAACUCCGAUUUCUUCAUAGUUUCUGCUUUUAAGUUGACUGUGAACCAGCAUGUUAUAGUGAAUUCUUUGUUUUACCAAUCUUGAUAGGUAGUGGAAGAGGGAUGGUUUUAGCUUGGUUAAUACUUAAUAGGAAUAUACAGAUAUAUGGGGGAUCUAUUCUAUAGUAGUGGAACCAGAAAAAAUAAAUAUUUGAGGAUUUUAUUCUUA
Molecule: messenger RNA, 3282 nt
Organism: Salvia miltiorrhiza (redroot sage)
Lineage: Eukaryota; Viridiplantae; Streptophyta; Magnoliopsida; Lamiales; Lamiaceae
Exons: 6
Coding region: 537-3107 (856 amino acids)
Source: RefSeq, a predicted model, not a curated record